Messenger RNA from Sphenostylis stenocarpa, 1419 nucleotides. NCBI's taxonomy places the organism in Eukaryota, Viridiplantae, Streptophyta, Magnoliopsida, Fabales, Fabaceae. The record is from the annotation of a GenBank genome assembly.
AUGGACUUUGAUGAAAUAUUCAAGUUUACUAUUGUUGCAAGCCAUCUCUGCAAUGAAUCAAAGAACCCCAAUUGUGUAGAGUCAUUCCCCAAAGUUGAUCUUAGAAACCGCCCAAAUAUUGCACCACUUUAUUUGUCCUUUGAUUUCUUUUGGAAGUAUUGCCCCUUGAGCAUUAUGUCUAUUGAUUUGUCCAACAACUCUAUGAAGGGUGGUUUUCCAACCGAUGUUUUCUGUUGCACCCAAAUCCAGUCUCUUGAUCUAAGUAUCAAUGCAUUUUCUGGUGACAUUCCAAUUCAAAGCUUCUCUCCCUUGACCAACCUCACUUUUCUCAACCUCUCCUAUAAUUGUUUUUCAGAGAGUAAACUGUCUGAUUCCCAAUUCUUCAAAAGGUUUAAUUCUUCUAGUUUUCUUCAUUCUGGUGCUCUCUUGGACCAAAAAAGGUUUACACUGAAGGCUGUUGCCCUAUUAGUUUGCUUUCCCACCCUUGUCAUAUUUAUGGUAAUUUGCUUGGUAUGGCUUUGUUUCCAAAGGCCUGAUUUUCUACCUAGUAAACUUCAAAGAGGUAGGAGGUUUACACCAGCAAUUCUAAAGGCAGCAACUGAUGGUUUUUCAAAUAAGUAUCUGGUGGGGAUGAGUGAUGUUGUUCACAUUUACAAAGGGAUCUUGAGAGAUGGUACAGAAGUGAAAAUUGAGAUGUACUGGGAUGACAUACCGAGGGAUAGUUACCGUAGAUUUGUUGAGGAAUGCAAGGUUCUGUGUAAGUUACACCACAAAAACCUUGUUAAAGUUCUGGGGUGGUGUAAGAGCAGAAAAUUCAGGGCCAUUAUAACAGAAUGGACAAGAGAAGAAAAUGUUGAAAUGUGGUUAUCAGGAUCAGGUCCACCAUGGAAUCAUAGAGUGAAAGUGUUAAUGGGGGUUGUAGAAUGCAUGCGUUAUUUGCAGGAGGAAUGGCCUGAAAUCGACUAUGAACUCGACACAAGUAGUCUUUUGCUGUCUGACAACAUGGAACCGUUAAUAUCAAGGUUCAAAGUUGGAGAUCACAACAACAAUCAAAGAAAGAUACAUAGGUUUGGAAUAUUUCUGCUAGAGAUGAUACUAAAUAAGAGGGUUCAAGAGGAGUUUGGAGGAGGUGAUGCUGGAUUUUUUACGUACAUGAGUAGAACUCUUAAUCUUGCAGAUUUGCUACAGAUGAUUGAUGAGAGAAUGGAAAUAAAUGAAACAAAUUUUCAUCAAGUUAAACAGACACUGUCUCUAGGAUCAAUGUGCAUAGACCAAUCAAAAAGUGAGAAGCUAAGCUUGGCCCUCAUACUUAACACUGUAUCAAAAGCCUACAAGGCUAGCCUUGUUUUGCCAUCUACAAAUCAUAGGAUAUUUCACAGGGAGAGAUUUAAGGGAAACGUGCCUCUUAAAACCAAUUAA